AUGCUGGAUGAUCACUUCUACACUCUUGACUUCCGUGGCGAGCUUGCGCCUGGCCGUUAUGAGCGUGAAGGUGUUCCUGGCUACGUCUACAGCUCCCAGCAGCCUGGGAUCAUACCUAUUUUCUGCUGCUACGACCCCGACAGUGGUGACCACUUCUAUACGGCUGACCCAACUGGCGAGUUUGCUCCCCAAAACUACCGCUACGAGGGCGUCGGAUGGUACAUGUUCAGAGAAAGAAUCGUCAGCACCUUUCCUCUGUACCGCUGGUACAACCAAACAAAUGGUGACCACUUCUACACCACAAACACGGCUGGCUAUCUGCACGACAUUUCGGCACCCAAUAGUGUGCCACUCUAUCGAUGGUACAAGUCAGGGCUACUCAGCAACUUCACAUUUGACCCCGCCAUCACUCCGACUCAAAAGUCCACUCUCUUAGAACGUCAUACCUGGGCGUACUAUCGCGCUGGAAGAGACCCAUCAGCCACAGUGUUUCGACGGUUCGAGGAGCCGAGGGUGAACGCGAGCGCCUUCGUCGGGGCCCAAUCGCCGCUCGGAGACAAUGAGAUUGUGCAAACCCUGUUGCAUGAGAUGAUGGACUGUGCUGGGUAUACUCAUCCCGUUCGCAUCGACCCCCCGGCGCCGAACGCCGGCGUCCCGUAUGAUGGCGGCAAAUACUACGGAACCCCACCCCUUAGGGCGGAACUGUGUAUUGCUGGACAGUAG
Cladophialophora bantiana CBS 173.52 is the source of this 723-nucleotide messenger RNA. RefSeq lists its product as uncharacterized. Lineage: Eukaryota; Fungi; Ascomycota; Eurotiomycetes; Chaetothyriales; Herpotrichiellaceae. The record is from RefSeq and is a predicted model, not a curated record. The transcript is spliced from 3 exons. The coding region runs from base 1 to 723 and encodes 240 amino acids.